AUGAGGAUCGUUCUGUUAACCAAAAUUACUUCCACAGUUUCAAUGAAUACUUAUAAAACUAGUUUUAACAGACGAUUUUCUUCAUUUCAAAAUAAAUUUAUUAAAAACAAAGAAAUAAUUUACCGAAAUAACGUGGAUAUAGUUUGUAAAAGUCAUAUAUUCUUUUGCACUGUUUUAAACGUGGACGGGUAUAAGCACUUUUUGCCCUACGUUACUGAUAGCAAAAUAACAGAAAAAGCACAGAGACAUUUUAAGGCCAUCCUACAAAUAGAAAACAUUCUUUUUAAGGAAAAAUAUAAUUCCAUAAUAAAAUUUAAUUACCCAACCACUAUCACAGUUUCCAGUGAAGAUUCAAAACUAUUUAACCAUUUGAUAACACGGUGGAUAAUUAAGGAGAAACAAAACUGCAUAAACGUUGAUUUUUACAUAAACUUUAGGCUUAAAAAUAUAAUAUACCAAAAUUUUAUGAACUUGUACAUAAAAGAGCUAGGCAAAAAAAUUCUGUAUGCAUUCAUAAAGGAGUCACAAGGAAAUAACUUAAAAAACAUGGAUGAUUUCUUCCCCAACUUGAUAAAAAAAUAA
Plasmodium malariae is the source of this 582-nucleotide messenger RNA. It is a transcript of the gene COQ10, whose product is annotated as coenzyme Q-binding protein COQ10 homolog, mitochondrial, putative. Bases 1 to 582 code for a protein of 193 amino acids. The transcript has 5 exons. Gene Ontology annotation, molecular function: ubiquinone binding. The record is from RefSeq and is a predicted model, not a curated record. Lineage: Eukaryota; Apicomplexa; Aconoidasida; Haemosporida; Plasmodiidae. Gene Ontology annotation, biological process: ubiquinone biosynthetic process; cellular respiration.